UAACUAACCACGAUUUUCAGCUCCUUAUGACGUCUCUUGGGCCUUGUUAAACACUAUAUAGAGUCGGCUCCUCUUCCAGCAUCCAUCACCAUCCCUACACCAACACAAUUCGGAUACCUACACUCGGAUACUUGCACUCGGAUACCUACACCCGGAUACCUACACUCCAACAUCUUGAAAUGACUUCUCUCCCGAAACGCACCCUCGGCCGCGAUGGUCCUGAAGUCACUGCCUUCGGUCUCGGCUGCAUGGGUCUCUCCGCCUUCUACGGCCCUAUCAAGCCGGACGAGGAGCGUUUCGCAUUCCUGGACCGUGCCCACGAGCUCGGCCUGACCUUUUGGGACUCGGCCGAUAUGUAUAUGGACAACGAGGAGCUGAUCGGAAAGUGGUUCACACGUACUGGGAAGCGUUCUGAUAUCUUCCUUGCGAGCAAGUUUGGCAUCAACCGCUUUCAGGAGGGAAGGUUCCUCCGCGGCGAUAGGGAGUAUGUCAAGGCGGCGUGCGACAGGAGUCUCAAGAAACUGCAGACGGACUGCAUCGAUCUUUACUACGCCCAUCGUGCCGACCCCGAAAUACCCAUCGAGGAGACCGUCAACGCGAUGCUCGAGCUCAAAGCCGAGGGCAAAAUCAAGUACUUGGGACUCUCCGAGUGCAGCGCUGAAACCCUCCGCCGGGCCUGCGCCGUUGCCCCCAUCGCUGCCUACCAGAUCGAGUACUCCCCUUUCUUCACGGACAUCGAGCGGCCGGACAUCGGUGUUCUGGAGGCCGCGCGGGAGCUGGGAGUCACUAUCAUUGCCUACUCGCCUCUGGGCCGUGGGCUACUAACCGGGAAAUACCGCAGCGCUGAUGAUUUCCCCGAGGGCGACUUCCGCCGUGACGUUCCUCGGUACAACGCUGAGAACUUCCCCAAGAAUUUCAAGAUCGUCGAGGAUAUCGAGAAGAUCGCGAAGAAAAAGGGGUGUACACCGGGACAAUUGACUCUGGCUUGGGUAUCGGCUCAGGGCAAGGACUUUAUCCCAAUCUUCGGAACUACAAGGAUUGAGAAUCUGGAGGAGAAUCUCGGAGGGCUGAAGGUCGUCCUAACGCCUGAGGAGAAUGCAGAGAUCCGAAAGGCGGUAGACUCCCUGGAAACUUUCGGCGCCAGAUAUCCAGAACAGAUGCUGGGCGCCUUGUUUGGAUCUUCUGCCCCGAAGAAAUAGGUUGCUACAUAGGAGUCCUGUAGUGAUUUAGAGUAUCGCGGCUACAUAAACGUCAACCAACCCAUCUUACUCCUUCAACUUUGGUGUUUUCUCGUGAACCGACGAGAAGUAGGGAACCUUUAAAUAUUAUCUCGUCCAUGGCCUUCGAUACAUUUGUGGAAUAUAGUCGGGCAACAGUAGAUAUGUGGCUGUGGCUGGCUCUGUGAGCAGUACUGUGCGGCCACUUAAUGAGCAAAAUGGAUCCUGAAGUAUGAUAUGUACGACUUCCUCAAAGCCGAAGAGUAAUCCAG
Tricharina praecox is the source of this 1489-nucleotide messenger RNA. RefSeq names its product putative aldo-keto reductase. The record is from RefSeq and is a predicted model, not a curated record. Gene Ontology annotation, cellular component: cytoplasm. Bases 180 to 1199 code for a protein of 339 amino acids. Lineage: Eukaryota; Fungi; Ascomycota; Pezizomycetes; Pezizales; Pyronemataceae. The transcript is spliced from 6 exons.